Messenger RNA from Maylandia zebra (zebra mbuna), 1699 nucleotides. RefSeq names its product actin related protein 6 (gene actr6). The record is from RefSeq and is a predicted model, not a curated record. NCBI's taxonomy places the organism in Eukaryota, Metazoa, Chordata, Actinopteri, Cichliformes, Cichlidae.
GAGAGGACGACAAAUUUGAUUGGCCGAAGGAGUUCGUAAAGUUCUAAUGGCGGAUUCUCGCUGAAAAUGUGAAAUGCGUUUUGUUUUUGUUUAUUUCUGGAUUAAUCUGAGUUUAUAAAUGCAUUUAAUGUGAGCAGUUCCGCCUCUGAAAUGGCGACAUUAGUUUUGGAUAACGGAGCGUACACGGCGAAGAUCGGAUACAGCCAGGAGAAAGUCAGCGUCAUCCCAAACUGCCAGUUUCGCUCGAAGACGUCCAGGUUAAAAACCUUCACUGCAAACCAGCUGGACGAGAUCAAAGAUCCUUCGGGGCUCUUCUACAUCCUCCCCUUCCAGAAGGGUUACCUGGUGAACUGGGACGUCCAGAGGAAGGUGUGGGACCACCUGUUUGGAAAGGAGAUGUUUAAGGUGGAUUUUGCAGACACGAGCGUCGUCAUCACCGAGCCCUACUUCAACUUCACCUCCAUUCAAGAGUCCAUGAACGAGAUCCUGUUUGAGGAGUACCAGUUCCAGUCGGCACUCAGGAUCAAUGCCGGCUCUCUUAGUGCUCAUCACUACUUCCACACAAACCCCUCCGAGCUCUGCUGCAUGGUGGUGGACACCGGGUUCUCCUUCACCCACAUCGCCCCCUACUGCCGCAGCAGGAAAAUGAAGGAGGGCAUCCGCAGGAUCAACGUGGGAGGGAAGCUGCUGACCAAUCACCUGAAGGAGAUCAUCUCUUAUCGUCAGCUGCAUGUGAUGGACGAGACUCACGUGAUCAACCAGGUGAAGGAGGACGUGUGCUACGUCUCGCAGCAGUUCUACAAGGACAUGGAGAUCGCCCAGGCCAAGGGCGAGGAGAACACGGCGAUGAGGGAUUACGUGCUUCCAGAUUUCAGCUCCAUUAAGAAAGGCUUCUGCAAGCCCCGUGAGGAGAUGGUCUUCAGUGGGAAGUACAAAACAGGAGAGCAGAUCCUGAGGCUGGCCAACGAGCGCUUCGCCGUCCCCGAGAUGCUCUUCCACCCGUCCGACAUCGGGAUCCAGGAGAUGGGAAUCCCAGAGGCCAUCGUCCACUCGGUGGAGUCGCUGCCUGAAGAGAUGCAGCCGCACUUCUACCGGAACGUCGUGCUGACCGGAGGGAACACGCUGUUUCCCGGCUUCAGAGAGCGGCUGGAGGCGGAGCUGCGGGCGCUGGUCCCCGCCCACCUGCCCGUGUCUGUCGUGUUUCCUGCAAAUCCCGUCUGUUACGCCUGGGAGGGCGGGAAGCUGCUGGCUCAUAACCCCGACUAUGACGAGAUGGUGGUGAUGCGGGAGGACUAUGAGGAGAACGGGCACUGCAUCUGCGAGGAGAAGUUCGACAUUUAGGAGUUCAAACUGAGCAGAAACAUCGAUAGUGAUGAUUUGACUUAUUCCACUUUCACACGUGUCCUGCUACCACGGCAACAGUGUGUGUAAAGUGUGGAGUCUGGGUGGGGCAGGUUUACAGGUGGGUGGAGACUGAGGGUCCCCAAACCUGCAGGUCUGGAUGCUCCUUGGACGGCGUGCUCGGGGCAUUCAAACCACUGCUGCUGUUCCUGACGUUUAUCCCCGAGAACCUGCAGCAGCCGCCUGCCUCCACCUCUGCUGGCUCAGUGGAGACGGAGGUGUGCCCGCCGCCGGGAGAUCAAAGGCCCAGGGUCGAAGUCAUGGCUCAUAAAUGUGAUGUUUCAGCUCUUUAUUUAAA